GCGCAGGCAAUCAAACGCGUACAACCGACGCCGUUGCCCUCCUAUCUGCCUUCUCUCCCUGUGGGUGUUUGAAGAGGCCGCCUUCUGACGUUUUGGUAUCAUGUGAAUGGUUGAGUUCCCAUGGUUCAACUUGAGCUUGCCUUGCCCCACCCCAUCUCGAUCCCUCUUUUUCGUUCCCCUUCCUCUAAGAUUUCAAUAUUAAAAUAAUAACACGUCCCGGAGAAAUCCGAGAGAGAGAGGAAGGAAGAUAAAAUAGGGGGCGAAAAGAAAAGGCUCCUUCUUAUAGAAGAGUUAUUUUCGUUUAGAGGGGAGGAGAUCAAAUUUGCUUUCCCCCCCUCUCCCCCCUCCUUUUUACCCGUUUGCUCCCCGCGUUUGCUGGAGAAGCCAAAAAGGAUUCAGCAGUAUGGAAACCUAACGUGAAGGGGAGGGAGGGGGGGGAAGCGAGAGCAGCGAACGACAGAGGGCCUUGGAUUAGAGCAACCACCAUUAAGGGAGGAAAAAGCGACAACCACCGCCGCCGCAUAUCGAGAGAAGGAAGAAAAAUCUGCCCAGCCCAGAAAGGAAAGCGGGGACUCAUUUUGCCAGCCAGCAGCCGAACGGUUGGCUUUGACCCCUUCGGGCGCUUCACCCUUUUUUGGAGAGGCGGUGUGCGCGCGUUGGAAAGGGGGAAGCCAGGAAGGAGAAGAGCCAGCGAGGAAAGAGCAGAAGCAGCAAAGAAAGAGAGAAGAAGAAGGGGAAAAGGAGCGAGGACGAGAGACAUUUCUAGAUUUCUCCGUGCCCAGGAUUUGGGGAGGUUUCUCUGGAGCGCGCUGCCUUGGAUCUGAAGGAGGAUUACAUAUAUAGAAACAGAGACGCCUCUUAAUAUUAUUAUUAUUUUGCCCUCCCCACCAUUGGAGGUGGCGUGGAAACUGGAGAUAUCGAUAUUUUAAAAAACCGAAUUUUUGCUGCUGCAUGGUUUGGAGGGUGGGGGGAGAAGGAGGCAAGGAGGAGGAGGCAGCUUUUUAACCCGUGAUCCUGCGGAAAAUCCCCCCCCCAUUUUUUUGGUGGCUGCCAACCUCCCUCUGUACCCUAUUUCCGUCUAUUUCUAUUUCUCCCCCCCCCCCAUUUCUGUCCUUUCUUUAAAAAAAAGAGGAUCUGCACUGCGAGAGUAUAUCUUGCCGAGGUGUGUGGUGGGGGGAGGAGGUGGAGGCCCAGCUUGAGCAGUAGCAAAGUCAUCGCUCUCAUCCCCCUCCCCCAACCCCGUAGUAGCACCCUCCAUGUCUUUGGGCAGCGGCAGCUGUAAAAUAAAAUAAAAAGGGGGGGAAGGAGAUAGGUUUCCCCCCCCAAGAAACACAGCCGCCUUCUCUCCAGCUAGCCCCUAUUGCUUCCUGCUCCACUCCCUUUUCCUCUCCCUCCUGCGGUCCCCCCUUCCCCCCCCGGCCUUCCCCCCCUUUCCUUCCCCUUCCCCCCCUUUCCAUUCCGCCCCCCAAGAUGGGCUGUUUAGGGAACAGCAAGACUGAGGAUCAGCGCAACGAAGAGAAGGCGCAGCGAGAGGCCAACAAGAAAAUCGAGAAGCAGCUGCAGAAGGACAAGCAGGUCUAUAGGGCCACGCACCGGCUCCUCUUGCUGGGUGCUGGUGAAUCUGGUAAAAGCACAAUUGUCAAACAAAUGAGGAUCUUGCAUGUGAAUGGAUUUAAUGCUGAGGAGAAAAAAAUGAAAAUUCAGGAUAUUAAAAACAAUAUUAAAGAAGCUAUAGAGACAAUAGUGACAGCAAUGGGAAACCUGGCACCUCCAGUUGAGCUAGCCAAUCCAGAGAAUCAGUUUCGAAUUGACUACAUACUAAACUUAGCAAGCCAGAUAGAUUUUGACUUCCCACCAGAUGGAGGAUGUCCAAGAGCCAUUAAUGCACUGCUCUAUACAGCAUUCUGUGGCGCUGAAGAGAAUGAGGAGUUCUAUGAACAUACAAAAACACUUUGGCAAGAUGAGGGUGUGAAAGCCUGCUACGAGAGAUCUAAUGAAUAUCAGUUGAUCGAUUGUGCACAGUAUUUUCUAGACAAGAUUGACAUAGUCAAGCAAAAUGAAUACACACCGUCUGACCAGGAUCUUCUUAGAUGCAGAGUUCUGACAUCAGGAAUAUUUGAAACCAAGUUUCAGGUGGACAAAGUAAACUUCCACAUGUUUGAUGUUGGUGGGCAAAGAGAUGAACGCCGAAAAUGGAUCCAGUGUUUUAAUGAUGUGACCGCUAUCAUAUUUGUGGUGGCCAGCAGUAGCUACAAUAUGGUUAUACGAGAGGACAAUCAGACCAACCGGCUUCAAGAAGCAUUAAACCUUUUCAAGAGUAUCUGGAACAACAGGUGGCUACGGACCAUUUCAGUAAUUCUUUUCCUGAACAAACAGGAUUUGCUAGCAGAGAAAGUAUUGGCAGGGAAAUCUAAAAUUGAAGACUACUUUCCAGAAUUUGCUCGUUACACUACACCAGAUGAUGCAGCAACACCUGAACCUGGUGAGGAUCCUAGAGUUACAAGGGCCAAGUAUUUUAUUAGAGAUGAAUUUCUUAGAAUCAGCACAGCAAGUGGAGACGGAAGGCACUACUGCUAUCCUCACUUCACAUGUGCAGUGGAUACAGAAAACAUUCGGAGGGUUUUCAAUGACUGCCGGGACAUUAUCCAACGGAUGCACCUUCGUCAAUAUGAGUUAUUGUGAUGGAGAGCACAUUUUCCUCUGUUUUGGACUCCUUAUUCCUUAUUAAAAAGAAAAAACCCACAUAGGGUGGAAGAGAACUGUUGCAAUCUCCCUCUGAUUUGCAUCCCUCAACCUUUUCUCCUUGCUGGACAAAUAGAAGCACUUCUAAGCUUGCUUAUUUCACCCCCUUGGAACAGUUUGAGACGGCCCAUGAAAUGUAAAUGGCCAUUUCUACGAACAGGGGGAGGGUUUCUCUUAACACUGUCAUUAACAAAAAAUAAUAACACCCUGAAGGUGGAACACCUGAGAGUAUUUGGGAUUAAAGUUAAAUAUUAAAAAGCAAACAGAAAGAGUACAGGAGAGAGAACUUUAGGCAAUUAGCACUGUUGUGGGCAUAAUCAUAUAUCCCGUGAUUUCAACUUUGUAUCCAUUCACUGCAUCAGACUCAAGAAGGUGCCAAGUCACAGACCAAGUUGAAAGGACAGGUGCUUGAGUUUGGUUCUCUGCCUCAGAAUGUGACUUUGAGCGGAAAUACUGACAAGUCUACAACAAAACUAGACAGUAGUAAAGCAACUGCUACCUUCAGAAAGGUGUUGUUGAACCAUGACGGUCUUAAGGUGACCGGGGACAUUGCUAAAUGAACUGCAUUAUGGCCUGUGAUUGCAGAAAGAGUUAACCACACACUGUUUUCAGUUUGUCCACUGAUGAUCCUGUCUGCUAUAAAAAAAAAAUCAUUAUCUGGACUGUAGUCCUUACAAUCUUCCCUUCUUUCUCUUUACCUUCUCCUAUUCCCUCCUCAUACCUCUUUCUUCCCAUUUUUUAUUUUACUGCUGGAUUAUUAUUCUUGUACAGACUGUAAAAUGUAUUAUUUUGUACAACUUUAUUGAAAAAAAUAACUUGUAGAAGAUCUUUGUGCCUUGAUUAUGGCUGUACCUGUGCAAUGAGCUAAGAUGUAAGUAUGUUUGAUUGCGCUGUACAGCUUUGUCAACCCUAUCAGCAGCAUUCGCUCAAGGUAGGGAAAAUUUAUCUGUAGUUUAGGGUUUUUUUCUGGUUUAUAAAGAAGGAGGAAAAAAUACUGUUUAGUAUAAAAAAGUACAAAUCGUGCAAACGUAACCACUUUAAAAGUGAGGUCUACAACAAGUGGCCAGAUGUUGCAGCAUCAUGCUUUUUAAUUUUUAGCUUUAACUCAUUUAAAUCUCUAUCCAAAUGCAAAACAUGGCUUGUUUCUACAUAAACCAAAUUUUGCUACAAAUUAUAAA
This is a messenger RNA of Rhineura floridana, 3920 nucleotides long. RefSeq names its product GNAS complex locus (gene GNAS). Gene Ontology annotation, biological process: adenylate cyclase-activating dopamine receptor signaling pathway; sensory perception of chemical stimulus. Bases 1471 to 2682 code for a protein of 403 amino acids. Gene Ontology annotation, cellular component: heterotrimeric G-protein complex. The transcript has 13 exons. Gene Ontology annotation, molecular function: beta-2 adrenergic receptor binding; GTP binding; GTPase activity. The record is from RefSeq and is a predicted model, not a curated record. NCBI's taxonomy places the organism in Eukaryota, Metazoa, Chordata, Lepidosauria, Squamata, Rhineuridae.